UACAUUUCCCAACGACGACGUCGCGUCGUGAUGAUGUCAUAAAAACGUCAGGCAGCUUGCAAAACAAUUGCGUCAGAAGUUCGCGCAAGAUCUUUCUGGGUUAGCGACUUGUCCGGCUGAGCUUCUACGCACAUUACCGUAGGCUGAGACACAAACGAGACCAUGCUCGUGGCAAGGUUGACAUGCCUGAGGAGCAGCAUCCCCUCGCUCGCCGCCGGGCUGCGCCCCGCGCUGACCAACGGCUCCGCCGCCUUGAGGUCAUCCACCCUCAACCUGAAGCCAUGCCAGACCUUCUUCACUCCGCAGAAGGGUUUGUCCUCGAAGGCCAGAUUUGGUUUCCGCCGGGCGAGGACGACCAGGGAUCAACUCAAGGAGGCGGCUUUCGAGCCAGCCACAGGCACGGCAUUAAGAAUUGACAGCAUGGGAAGAAUGAUUCUCGCUGGAGGUGCUGCAGUGGGCCUGGGAGCUUUAUGCUACUACGGCAUGGGCAUGUCCAACGAGAUUGGUGCCAUUGAGAAAGCAAUGAUCUGGCCUCAGUAUGUGAAGGACAGAAUCCACUCCACUUAUAUGUACUUUGCGGGCAGCGUCGGGCUGACGGCUCUGUCGGCAGUCGCCGUGAGCAGAACCCCGGCGCUCAUGGGACUCAUGAUGAGAGGCUCCUGGAUGGCUAUCGGAGCUACGUUUGCCGCCAUGAUCGGGGCCGGCAUGUUGGUUCGGUCCAUCUCGUACGAGCACAGCCCGGUGCCCAAGCACCUGGCCUGGAUGCUGCAUGCAGGUGUGAUGGGCGCUGUGGUGGCCCCCCUCACUCUCCUGGGAGGACCCCUGAUGAUGCGGGCCGCCUGGUACACGGCGGGCAUCGUGGGCGGCCUGUCCACGGUGGCCAUGUGCGCCCCCAGCGAGAGGUUCCUCAACAUGGGCGGACCCCUGGCUGUCGGCUUCGGGGUGGUCUUUGCUUCCUCUAUUGGGUCCAUGUUCCUGCCGCCCACCUCGGCGUUCGGAGCCGGCCUGUACUCGGUGGCCAUCUACGGGGGCCUGGUCCUCUUUAGCAUGUUCUUGCUCUACGACACGCAGAAGGUCAUCAAGAGGGCCGAGACGCAGCCGCUCUACGGGGUGCAAAAAUACGACCCCAUUAACGCCUGUAUGGGCAUUUACAUGGACACGCUGAACAUCUUCACCAGACUGGUGAUGAUCCUGGCAAAUGGUGGUGGCAGAAGGAAGUGAACAACCAGGCUGGAAGGACGUUUUUGUUUUGUUUUGUUUUUUUCAAACCUUUCCACAAUGCUAAAUGCUGUCCUAUUAAGUUCGCAACAAACACGUUGUUAGGCUCUUCAUCACAACCAGUCUCGAAACCGAUUCUAAACGCUCCUGAUUCGAAUGAUGUAGAAUCAUGAUAGGCAAAAUAUUAACUUGGUACUGCAAAAUUGGUCAAAUAUCUCUUUAAGGGUUUCUUUAUUUUCUGGUUGUCUGUGAUUUACAUUUCGUAUUUAUUGUUCACUACCGACAUGUUCAGAGUUUGUAAGGGAAAUAUGUUAUUUUGAUCCGGGAAUCACUCAAUAAAUGGCUCUGGUUGA
Messenger RNA from Hippocampus zosterae (dwarf seahorse), 1571 nucleotides. RefSeq names its product growth hormone inducible transmembrane protein (gene ghitm). NCBI's taxonomy places the organism in Eukaryota, Metazoa, Chordata, Actinopteri, Syngnathiformes, Syngnathidae. The record is from RefSeq and is a predicted model, not a curated record. Bases 163 to 1221 code for a protein of 352 amino acids. Gene Ontology annotation, cellular component: mitochondrial inner membrane. The transcript has 9 exons.